Trichoderma virens Gv29-8 is the source of this 574-nucleotide messenger RNA. RefSeq lists its product as uncharacterized. The record is from RefSeq and is a predicted model, not a curated record. Bases 1 to 477 code for a protein of 158 amino acids. Lineage: Eukaryota; Fungi; Ascomycota; Sordariomycetes; Hypocreales; Hypocreaceae. The transcript has a single exon.
AUGCCCUCACCAACCUUCCAGCUCUGGGAAUUCACCCUCCUAAACAGCUGCGACAUGCACUACCUCGUCCUCCUCCAACUCACAAACAAUGACACCUCCCUCGCCAACUUGAAGCGAAACCUUUACAACGCAAUCUCCUCCGACGAAAUCAUUAUUCAUCCGCGUGUAUACACGCAACAAGACGUCAUCAACAUUCAGACAUCUGCAAUUGAUUUACUAAGACGCUUCGAAAGCACAAACGACUGUGUGGAUCUCAUCGUUGCGAGCGGGACGCUGGAUGUGAAGAUUGCGGAACACGAGUCGCGAAGUGAAGAGGAGGAGUGGUUUGAGAGCGUGUUUGAGAGCUGUAAGUUUCCGAAGUGGGAGAAUCUCGGUGGGAGAGUGGUUAGUUUGUUUGAGGAGGAGUAUCGGCCUGAGGAGCUGGAAGGGUUGGUAGGAUCUGUUGGGGGAGAGGAUGUUGAUGGGGAGAGGAGCUGAGACGUGGAAGCGGUGUCCUUUCUUUUGUCUUGCUUGGGGGUCACGCAAAGUAAAUUAUGCUCUGUAGUGUUGAAUCAAAGUAAUAUUUCGAUUUUGU